GGGAACAAGCAGUCAAGCAUGAGGAAUCACAGGUAGAUUUCAAAAAGGAAGAGGUUUUAUUUACCCAAAAAGAAUCGAAUUAAUCAUAUUACAAAAAGAAGAAGUCCUGUGCCCAUAAAAGAGGUCAACUUAACUGAAAUGAACUAAGGCUAAUAACACACCAAACACAACAUACAACCGUCCUGCUAAAGAAGCAGGACAAAGGGGACAUAUAUAGUGUCUGGUCAGACCAGGUCAGAACAUUACUAAUUAAACUACAAACAAAAAACAACACAAAAUCCUUACUCAAAAAAGGAUGUUAACGUCAUCAUAUUAUGUAAAUCAUAUUGUGUAAAUCAGGAAAGAAACAAACAUUUUCAACAAAGGGAACUCCCCCAUGAAUUGGCGAGGAGUGGUAGGGUCCAAUUUGGCCACCUCCCCUAUAAAAGCACUCUUGCUCCAUGUGUCACCCUUUCGCCUGCAGACUGCAAGGAACCAUUUCCAGGAGUGUGGAACCUCGGACCCUGGUGCCCACGGAGUGCGAGAGGAGCCCCAGUUUGUCACGUCGCGUGCAGGAGAGAACGUCAUCCUGGGAUGCGACGUGUCCCACCCCCUGAACGGCCAGCCCUAUGUGGUGGAGUGGUUCAAGUAUGGAAUGCCCAUCCCCUUCUUCAUCAACUUCCGCUUCUACCCUCCUCACGUGGACCCAGAGUAUGCUGGCCGCGCCAGUCUGCACGGCAAGUCCUCCCUGCGGAUAGAGAAUGUGCGUUCAGACGACCAGGGCUGGUAUGAGUGUAAGGUGCUGAUGCUGGAACAGCAGUACGACACCUUCCACAAUGGCAGCUGGGUGCAUCUGACCGUCAAUGCCCCCCCCACAUUCACAGAUACGCCAUCUCAGUACGUAGAAGCCAAGGAGGCGGGGAGCAUCACUUUGACCUGCACGGCCUUCGGCAACCCCAAACCCUCAGUCAGCUGGCUGCGGGAAGGCAGUCUCAUGGUCAGCAGUGCCAAGUACAAGGUGUCUGAUGGGAGUUUGACGGUGCUAUCCAUCACGCGGGAGGACCGAGGGGCCUACACAUGUCGAGCCUUCAGUCCCCAGGGAGAGGCCAUUCACACCACACGGCUACUAGUACAAGGCCCUCCGUUCAUUGUAUCACCGCCGGAGAACAUCACAGUGAACAUCUCGCAGGAUGCCUUCUUCACCUGCCAGGCGGAGGCCUACCCUCGCAACCUGACCUACACCUGGUUUUGGGAGGAGGACAACGUCUUCUUCAAGAAUGACCUAAAGCGCAGAGUCAGUAUUCUCAUUGACGGUUCCCUCAUCAUUGCCCAAGUCAAGCCAGAGGAUGCUGGGAAAUACACCUGUGCUCCUAGCAACAGCCUGGGCCGACCACCUACUGCCUCUGCCUACCUUACAGUGCAAUAUCCUGCCCGUGUGGUAAACAUGCCAUCUGUUAUCUACGUGGCCAUUGGUUUGCCUGGCUUCAUUCGCUGUCCUGUAGAUGCCAACCCCCCUGUGUCUCUGGUUAAGUGGAAGAAAGAUGGCCUCCCUCUCCGGAUAGAUAAGUACCCUGGUUGGAGCCAAAUGGACGAUGGAAGCAUCCGUGUGGCAGAGGUGACCGAGGACUCUCUCGGCACCUAUACCUGCAUGCCUUACAAUGCCCUGGGUUCCAUGGGAUGGUCCCCUCCCGCUCCCUUGGUGCUAAAGGACCCUCCCAAAUUCUCAGUGGUUCCUGGAGGGGAGUACAGGCAGGAGGCUGGGAGAGAACUGGUCAUCCCUUGUGAGGCGGAGGGAGACCCUUUUCCCAACAUCACAUGGCGGAAGGUAGGGAAGCCCAGCAAAAGCAAGCACAACGUUCUGCCCCGUGGCAGCCUACAGUUCAAGUCCCUCACCAAGGAGGACCACGGGGAGUGGGAGUGUGUCGCCACCAACGUUGCCACGAGCAUCACUGCCAGCACGCACGUCCAAGUCAUAGGCACAAGCCCACACGCCCCCACCGCUGUCCACGUAGUGGCAUCCUCCACGUGGGCCAAUGUGUCCUGGGUGGCGAGCUAUGAUGGAGGCUUCCAACAGACAUUCUCAGUCUGGCUGAAGAGGGAGCGCCUAGGUCCACACGACUGGCUCUCCACACCAGUGCCUGGGGGCCACGACUGGAUGCUGGUGCCCGGUUUGGAGCCAGAGACGACAUACCAGUUCAGCGUCCUGGCCCAGAACAAGCUCGGCACAGGACCCUUCAGCGAGGUUGUCACUGUGAACACACUAGUAUUUCCUAUAAGUACCCCUGAACCAUUGGUGCUGCUUACCCCACCACGGUGCCUCACAGCCAAUCGCACGCAGCAGGGAGUCCUGCUCACCUGGAUCCCGCCUGCCAAUCACACAGCACCUAUCCAGCAUUAUGUCAUGGAGUUCCGCCUCGGCGAGAGGUGGGAGGUCUUGGAUGACAGCAUUACUGCUGGGGAGACGGAGCUGCUUGCCCGAGACCUCAUCCAGGAGGCGUGGUAUGAGUUCCGUGUCAUGGCCGUCAUGGAGGACACGAUCAGCGAGCCCAGCAACGUAGUAGGAGUGUCCAGCACAGACUUCUUCCCUCCUCCAGAGAUGGUGGAGGAGCGUGGCCUGGCGCGGCCUGUGGUGGCGGGCAUUGUGGCCACCAUCUGUUUCCUCGCAGCAGCCGUCCUGUUCAGUACGAUGGCCGCCUGCUUCGUCAACAAACAGCGCCGGCGGAAGCUCAAGAGGAAAAGAGACCCUCCUCUGUCCAUUACCCAUUGCAGAAAAAGUGUGGAGACUCCGUCAUCUUCAGGAAAGGUGACCCCAGAGAGCAUCCGCUCGAAGGCAUCCCUGUCAGAAUCAUCUGAGGAUAGUCAUGACCAGCGUGGGAAGAAACCACCACCAAGUCCAGGGAAGAAGGAGGAAUUGUCAUUAUACAAGAAGACCAAAAGAGCAAUAACAAGCAAGAAGUACGGCAUGAAGCAUGAAGCGGAAGCAACGACGCCCAUUGAACUAAUCAGUCGAGGCCCAGAUGGACGCUUUGUCAUUGAUCCCACUGCUGCAGAAAUGUCUGUGAAGCCCCGGCGAAUUGAGGGCUUCCCCUUUGUGGAGGAAUCAGACCUCUAUCCUGAAUUCCGACAGUCAGAUGAAGAGAAUGACGAUCCCAGGCCUCUGCCACCAGUUAUGGCCCCCCUUCGGCCACACCAGAUUUCCCCUAUCUCCAGUCAGGAAUCCUAUCUGCAACCUCCAGCCUACAGCCCUCGUUUCCACAGGCCCUUUGAAGGUAUGACCAUCAUGGAGAGCAGUCGGCUCCAAGCCACAGGGCAAAUCCGAGGCUCUCUCCACCACAGGGCUUUCUAUGGUUAUCUAGGCCCCCCUGGGGAUCAUGAUCCCCCACCUCCUUUUUACAUGCCUGAUACCAGCCCUCUCAGCUCUGUCAUGUCCUCCCCUCCAUAUCUUGCUGAAGGUCCCUUUGGUCACCCCAUGAUUCCUGAAGAAAUAGUGGAGGGUGAUUUCCCCCAAUAUGCCGUCUCUGGUUUCCCACUUCCUCUGACACUUACCUCUUCCUCCCGUUCACCGGAAAUUUGGCAGGGGCUGGAUUUCACCUUUGCAAGUUUGGAGGGACCCCAAUUCAUUUUUCCACCUCAUCACCCUUUACAGCUCCGCCAUGAUUCCCCCUACCCUCCUCCACCUCAUGUUCUUCCCCUUAGUGCUUUCCAGCCCUCCUCCCUCCCAAUGCCCACUUACCCAGCCGUCCUGCCACUGGAGGCCACAAAGAGCCACUCAAGAAAGUCUCCCAGCAAGGCUAGGCCUCAUGGCUCCCCAGCCAGGCAUUUAGCUAUGCAAGAGGCACAUUUAGGGCAGCUAAGACACACAAGCCACGGAAUGGGUGUGCCAGUUUUGCCUUACACCGAUCCAAUGGCCCAUAUUGUCCCUAGCACAUUCAGUAGCCUGGACACGCGAUGGUUUGAAACAACACCUCGUUUCAGUCCCAGACAGGCUCGCAGGAUGGAUUCUGGCAUGCAUCAGGUGGUUCUCCAGCCCUCUCGACUCUCACCCCUCACACAAAGCCCCUUUAGUUCCCAUGAGGGUUCCCCAGAGAUUGUCGUACGUCCCAGGCCACGUCCCAGCAUUGUCCAACCUUCCAUACCCCGAGAGAUGUCUGAGAUUACCCUCCUCCCUCCUUCCACAGCCAGCUUCUCAAGGAGAUCUUCCCCUUCCUCCUCACCUGCCCAAGGCCAGGGUAGCAGGAGAGCAAGCCCCAGCUACCGUUCCCACAUGGCCUUUGCCACCUCUGCAACCAGCUACCCAGCUUCCCAGUCCCCAUCACCCCCCAUGGAAAGCAGCAACAUGUUUGGGCAGAUGCCAUCUCAGAGGAGGACUGAGGAGGAGAUCCUUCCAUCUGAGCCCUCUCCACCCCAGUUGUCAGCUUCAGGAAGACGUCGAGGUGCGCUGAGUGCCCUUUCGGGGUCUGAGAGGAUUGAUGCACUGAGAUACCAACGUAUUAAAAAGACCAAGAAGAUGACAAUGAACAACAAUAACUCCAAGACCAGAAAGAAAGCAGGUGUCUCCACCUCUCAGACCCAGCCGGCCUACACCUCUCAGGUACUCCAGCCCGAAGAAGCUCUCUACCUCCGCAAGAAGAGGAAACGGCCCAUCCUCCAUGACCCAUAUACUCGCUUUUCUGCUCUGCUGUACCGCCGCCCACCUCGGGAGGACCAGAAGGCAAUUUUGGCGAGCAUGGACAACAUAGACCUAGACCAUGCCACUCUCCUCUAAAAGUCCUUGAGGACAAGGUCACAACCAUGCAAUUUGCCCCCAUUCCAAAAUAGCACAGGCUAAUGAUACGUUGCUCAACUCCUGUUAAAAGAAGGCAAACAACACUGUCAGAAGAUGUUUGCAGUUUAUUGUCUAUAAAGGGGAAUAUCCCUAAAUUUUGAUUAGCAUUCAGUAUAUUCUGACUAAGCCCUUGGUCAUUUCAGUCUGCAUUAGUGAGCCUUCUAUCAUGUUCACUGACUAAUCUGUGAUGGCGCCGAAUGUUCUUGGGAGAAUUGUUUUUUCUCCAGUAAAAAGUGCUGAUUAAGUUAUGACCAAAAAUAUUUUUUUCAAUUAACUGUCAGUGAGAAAGCGGAUUAAAGUCCUGCUUCUGAGGCUUCCCCCUGAAGAGGUUGGGAUCAUUUUUAUAGACUGCGAUACCUAAAGGCACAAGAAUUUUCUGUGUGCGCUUAAAUUAGGUGGUAUUCCCCCUUAAGAUGUUUCUAGACUACUAGCAAUUCUCAUCAGAAUGAUAGCUGUCACAGCUUCCAACGUUUUACUCCAGUGCAAAGCUUUAAUUCAAAAAGAGGCAACACUCGAUUACCAACUCCGUUCCUAUUUUUAUUUAAAACUCCAGUGUUACCAUUUUUAAUUUGUCAUACUUCUCCAGGCCUGCAUGGGUCAUGUUUCUUUUGCUGACCCAUCCCCUCAAAGUAUCUGUUUACAGCACCUCCCACCGGAUCCUCUCCGCCAGCAACGUCUCUUAUCUGCCGAGAAACCCGCCUCACAAAAUAUGGGUGUUCUCACUUCCUACCAAUAUACCUCAGAGCACAGGACACGAGACCACACAACCACCAGGAUCAGCCAGCAGAACAAACUCGCUCGUUUCAUCUCUAUAGUCCUUAAGGUUCUCUAUUGGCUUUUCAUAUUAGAACAUUUUUCUACCUUCUCACUCUUCUAGUUUGUUUGACAUACAAUGAGUUCAUUUAGUUUAUUUAUCUUGCAGAUUCAUAACCACCUCAUCUUUUCUGCAGGACAUGAAACAGAAACACACUGGACUUAACUUGGAAUUGAGUAGAUGUCAUUCCACGGUGAAUCACGCAGGCUUCACCAGGGGCUUACAUUUGCACAUCUCACACAGGAACAGACGUAAUUUAAUAAUAUAAUUUAAAUAUAUAUAUAUAUAAAAAAUUGUGUUAUCACAGAAUCCUCAAAAACCAUCUGAUCAAUUCAAAGUUAUUCGUUUGCUCCAUGUAACCAUACGUCAGCUCUGUGUUUAGCUUCUGAUAUAUCAGACCGUUUUGCACUGGAGCAAAAUCGUUAUUUUCCAUUUCAAUUGACGUGUCUGUUCCUUUACAUCUCCUCCUGCAGUUUUUCUACUGUAGGUCAUUUAGAGGGCUCCAAAUCCUAUUCAGAAAGGACCAUAUUCAUGCUAAAAACAAUCCAGUUAAAGAAAAGACCUAAUCAUACUAAUGGGAGGAUAGGAUUUUGUGCCAUAGUACUGUAUAGGAUAGUAUUUUUAGAUGGUGGCCUUAAUGGAGCUUCUGAUUGGUUGCCUGCUUCACUUGUGUCUAAGUUUUAUUUCUAGUCAAAUUUUUUAUUUUUUAUUUAUUGUUUAAGUCUUUUGCAUUUGUUUCAUUUUUGUGUUGUUUCAAGCGGAAAUACUGAGAGUGCAGGAUGUGGAACUGACGGCAAACAAAAAAUUAUUUGUGGCGUA
This is a messenger RNA of Scophthalmus maximus (turbot), 6437 nucleotides long. It is a transcript of the gene igsf9bb, whose product is annotated as immunoglobulin superfamily, member 9Bb. Gene Ontology annotation, cellular component: neuron projection. Gene Ontology annotation, biological process: cell-cell adhesion. Bases 377 to 4744 code for a protein of 1455 amino acids. Gene Ontology annotation, molecular function: protein binding. The record is from RefSeq and is a predicted model, not a curated record. The transcript has 20 exons. NCBI's taxonomy places the organism in Eukaryota, Metazoa, Chordata, Actinopteri, Pleuronectiformes, Scophthalmidae.